Molecule: messenger RNA, 1811 nt
Organism: Zerene cesonia (dogface butterfly)
Lineage: Eukaryota; Metazoa; Arthropoda; Insecta; Lepidoptera; Pieridae
Product: band 7 protein AGAP004871-like
Exons: 8
Coding region: 476-1393 (305 amino acids)
Cellular component (GO): plasma membrane
Source: RefSeq, a predicted model, not a curated record
UGUGCGGUCGCGCACCGCGACGACAUGGAAAGUGCGUUGUUUAUUUAUUUUUAACGUCAUCACCAUGUUCUGUGCCCACCUUAGUACAGAUAUAGACACCGCAUUGACCAGACAGCAGCCACUUAAUAUUGAUUGAUUCACAAACUAGUCAAUGCGCUCAUCGUAUUGUACGUUGCAAAUGGAUUUCGGUUGCUACGACAAGGACUCGGGCGAAGUGGAGUGCUACCUCGAAAUACGUAAAUAAAUUUUAAACGCAACUAAUUCGACGAUCUAUCGUUUACUACGAAUCGUAUUGUAAUUGAUAUUUUUAGUUGGAAACGAUGUUGUUUUUGGGUCGUGUAAACAAGCGGUCUCUUCUGACAGUAAGUUAGUCUGUAUGUCAGCGCAGUCUGUGAACGUUGGCCGAGUUAUACACUGUUAUGAACGUAAAUCAUUACUUUCUCCGUAGAAGUUAAUUGGUCAUAAUCAUUACACAAUGCGCAGAGAAGUUAGGUCGUUCAAUUCUAGGCGAGACGAUAUGCCCAGUCAUUGUGAUACGGGUACUUCUUGCGCUAUUACGAUACAGAUGCCCAAUCCAGAAGCAGCAGGUUGUGUUGAGAGGUUCGCUACGUUAAUGUCAUUCCUCCUUGUCAUCAUUACUUUUCCUUUUUCGUUGUUUGAAUGCUUUAAGGUAGUGCAAGAAUUUGAAAGAGCUGUCAUAUUCCGCCUCGGCAGGUUAAGAAAGGGUGGAGCGAGGGGUCCAGGAUUAUUUUUUGUUCUGCCUUGCAUUGAUACUUAUAGAAAAGUUGAUCUUCGCACUGUAUCAUUUGACGUACCUCCUCAAGAAGUUUUGACAAGAGAUUCAGUUACCGUAGCUGUGGAUGCUGUUGUGUAUUAUAGAAUAAAGGAGCCUUUAAAUGCAGUCGUCAGAGUUGCCGACUAUAGCGCUUCAACCCGACUUUUAGCUGCCACAACACUGCGAAACGUUUUGGGCAUGCGAGACCUGGCUCAGCUUCUAUCAGACCGAGAGGCUAUCAGCCACAUGAUGCAAGCCAACUUGGAUGAAGCAACAGAUCCCUGGGGAGUGGAAGUGGAGAGAGUUGAAAUAAAAGACGUUCGUCUCCCGGUGCAAUUACAACGUGCCAUGGCCGCGGAAGCCGAGGCGGACCGCGAGGCUCGGGCGAAAAUCAUUGCUGCUGAGGGAGAAAUCAAGGCUUCUAAAGCCUUACGAGAGGCGUCCCUGGUUAUGAUUGAUAACCCUAUGGCUUUACAACUGCGGUAUCUCCAAUCUUUAAACACGAUUUCAGCAGAGAAGAAUUCGACAAUAAUAUUCCCUUUCCCAAUGGAUUUUCUCAAAACUUUUCUGAGUGGCGGGGCCGGUCCAAGCGUAGCUCAUUCGCAAUUGCCUAUUUAAUUUUAAUUAUAUGUUUAUGUUAAAUAUUUUAGUACAUUAUAAAGACGUAUUGUGUGAAAGAAAAUGGAAAACAAUUAUUUUAAAAAGGUUUCAUUCACUUUGUUAUGUUUUGAUACGAAUAAUUCGGACAUAUAGUCUUAUUAUCUAUUAUCGGACGGAUAGAUUUCGAAAUUUAAUAAUUCUGAAAUUAAUGCUAUAUAACGAGUAAAAACCUUCUAGUCUUAUCUAGUCAAAUUCGCAGGUUUUGCAAAUGUAUGUUGUUAUAUUUUGUAUAACUUUUGUUUUAUUUGAUACCGGACAACAACUAUUUUUCAAUAUUUAAGAGUUUAUUUUUUUAUUUAAUGUUAAGCUACAUGGUAAGUUGUAAUAUUUUAAAGUCACUUUGAGUGAUAUCUGAUGACAAUAAAUCUAUCAUUUA